AUGGCGACUAUCCCCAUAACUAUCAAGCACCAAGGCAAAAAGUACAAUGUCGACCUCGACCCUUCUACCAACGGCGAAACUCUCAAGUACCAGCUCUUCUCCUUGACCGGUGUUGAACCUGAUCGCCAAUCCCUUCUCAUCAAGGGUGGAAAACUGAAAGAUGACACUGAUCUUUCCAAACUUAAUGCUAAGCCUGGUCAAAUAUUCACAAUGCUUGGUACUGCAUCCGCCGAAGGCAGCGCCUUGCUCGCCCCAAAGGAGAAGCCUAAGUUCUUCGAGGACAUGACCGAAGCCGAAGCCGCUGCCCAAGAAGGUGCAACACCUGCUGGUCUCCAGAAUCUGGGCAAUACUUGUUACUUGAACUCCGCUCUACAAGUCUUGCGGAGCAUCCCCGAAAUGCAGGAUUCCUUGAAGCUGUACAAGCCUGACCCUACGGCACGGAGCAGCCUUCAAGAUCUCAGUCGCUUUGGUCUGGAUGGCUUGAGCGGCGCGACCGACUUAACUGCUCAACUUCGGGAUCUGUACAAGAGAAUGUCUGAAACGCAAGAAGGAUUUCCUCCACACAUGUUCUUGAAUGCCCUUCGAUCUGCCUACCCCCAGUUCGCUCAAAAGGCCAAAAAUGGUCACGGCUACGCACAACAAGAUGCCGAGGAAGCUUGGUCGCAAAUUCUUCAUCUCUUGCGCCAGAAUCUCAAAAUUACCGAAGGUGAAGCCGAUAGCCAGGGGAAAGUGGCCUUCAUCGAUCGUUAUCUCGCAGGUUCUGUCCAUUCAACCCUGACCCCUCCAGCUGAAGCUGGUGAAAAUGAGCCUGUCGUUGAGACAGAUGACUCAUUUCUCAAACUUGACUGCCACAUCAACAUCACCAUAAAUCAUCUCCGAGACGGCAUCCUGGCUGGUUUGACCGAGGAAAUCGAGAAGCACUCUCCCACACUGGGUCGUGACGCGAUUUAUACCAAGACAUCGAAAAUCACAAGGCUCCCACAGUACCUUACCGUUCAUUUUGUGAGAUUCAACUGGAAGAAAGACAUCAAUAAGAAAGCCAAGAUCAUGCGUAAAGUCACCUUCCCAGAAGAGCUCGAUAUCGUUGAGUUCUGUACGGAUGAGCUGAAAAGUCGACUUAUUCCCGUGCGUGAUAAAAUCCGAAACAUUCGAAAAGAUGAGCAAGACGUCGAGCGUGCGAGGAAGCGACAAAAGCUGGCUCAUAAGCAGGAAGCAGACCGUAAGCAUGACGAAGCCAUGAAGGUGGAAGCAGCCCCAAUCGCAAAGUUAAGAGAGCAAACGGAGAAAAAGGAGUCCAAAGACAAAGUCCCUGAAGGUGGCGACCUCGAUGUUUACAAGACAGAUGUUGAGUACGAAGCAGAACGUGCUCAGUCAAUCAAGCAGGCCAAAAAAGAGUUGUUCUCUGUGAUUGAUCCCGAGCUUGCAGCUGAUGAAGGUGCAAACAAAUCGGGUCUUUACGAAUUACGAGGAGUGAUUACCCAUCAAGGGGCAAGCGCAGACAGCGGGCAUUACACUAGCUUUGUCAAGAAGUCAGGCAAGGUGGUUGACGAUCCCAAAGCGCCUGGUGGCAAGCGUACAGAAGAGGAUGGCAAAUGGUGGUGGUUCAACGAUGACAAGGUUAGCGAGGUGGAGCCUGAAAGAAUCAUCACCCUUGCUGGUGGUGGUGAAAGUGCUUCGGCCCUUAUUCUUCUCUACAAAGCCAUUGAUCUACCAACCAAAGAUGAGGUUGAGGAAGAAAAGUAG
Messenger RNA from Exophiala aquamarina CBS 119918, 1743 nucleotides. RefSeq names its product ubiquitin thiolesterase. Gene Ontology annotation, biological process: regulation of proteasomal protein catabolic process; proteasome-mediated ubiquitin-dependent protein catabolic process; protein deubiquitination. The record is from RefSeq and is a predicted model, not a curated record. Gene Ontology annotation, molecular function: protein binding; cysteine-type deubiquitinase activity; proteasome binding. The transcript is spliced from 2 exons. Bases 1 to 1743 code for a protein of 580 amino acids. NCBI's taxonomy places the organism in Eukaryota, Fungi, Ascomycota, Eurotiomycetes, Chaetothyriales, Herpotrichiellaceae.